AUGGGUGGUUGUUGCGUCUCAACGCCUCUCGUGAACGAUCAACCUCCUCCGCAACAGCCACAGACUCAGCAUGUCGAACCCAAGAACGAUGAAGUCAAUAACGACGAACUCAAGAACGACGGAUUCAUCAACUGGCCUUUCACAGAGUUCUCCCUCUCCGAUCUCACGACGGCUACCAAGAACUUCAGUUCCGACGAGAUCAUAUCAGAGAACCGAGAAGAAUCUUCCAAUGUCGUCUUCAAAGGUCUUUUAUCAGAGAAUCUUGGCUUCGUCGCUGUCAAAGUAUUCAAGAUUACGCCUCAGGAGGAUCAUCCUGACUACUUCGCGAAAGUCGCAAAAGAAGUUGGGAAGCUAAAGCACAAGAGACUCGUCAAGUUGUUAGGAUACUGCAGCGAUGAAGAUGAAGGGUUUCUUGUUGCAGAGUUCAUGCCUAACGAUACUCUUGCUAAGCGUUUGUUCCAUCAGAAAAACAUGGAAUGGUCAAUGAGGUUGCGAGUGGCGUAUCAUAUAGCGGAAGCAUUGGAUUAUUGCAAUACCGCUGGUUUUGACUUGUACAAUAAUCUAAGUGCUUACACAGUUCUGUUUGAUAAGGAUGGUGAUGCGUGUCUAUCCAGUUUCGGCUUGGUGAAGGGGAUCAAUGAUGAUCAAAGAUCAACAGGAAGUGUGAACCCUCAAAAUGUGACGUACAGAUUUGGCACUAUCCUUGUGAAUCUGAUAAGUGGGAAGCAAAUUCCUCCAAGCCAUGCUCCUGAGAUGAUACUUGGAAAGACUCUUGACCAGUUGGUAGAUCCAUACCUGAAGGGGAGGUUCUCCAUGGAUGAAGCUACCACAGUUUUCAAACUCGCCACUCAAUAUCUGCGGCACGAGGAUCAAGAGAGUCCCACCACAAGAGAGAUUGUUGCAACGCUUGAAACCUUGCUAACUAGACCACAAGUUCCAUCUCAUGAAGUGAUUGAAACGACAACGCAACAAGAGGAGGCAUCAUCGUCAACUCAUCUUUCGCCACUAGGAGAGGCCUGUUCGAGAAUGGACCUUGCAUCUAUUCAUCAAAUCCUGGUGUCGACAGCAUACAACGAUGACAAGGAUUUAAUCGAGUCAUCUUUCAGAGAAUGGACAGAGGUGCAAGAACUUCAAGACGUACGAAAACAAGGUGACCAAGCCUUCGAAGAGCAAGACUUUAAAACCGCCAUCGCCUUUUAUUCGCAGUUCAUUGAGAAUAGGAAACUGGUGUACCCAAGUGUUUAUGCCAGGCGUAGUAUAAGCUAUCUGUUCUGCAAUGAGCCAGAUAACUCUCUCCUUGAUGGGAUGACAGCACAAAAUGUGUACCCGGAUUGGCCAACCGCCUUCUACUUGCAGUCUGUGGCCUUAGCCAAACUCAACAUGAACUCUGACUCUACUUAUAUGUUGAAAGAAGCAGCUAUUCUUGAAGCAAAGAGACAUCAACAGUGA
Camelina sativa (false flax) is the source of this 1449-nucleotide messenger RNA. RefSeq names its product putative inactive receptor-like kinase BSK12. Gene Ontology annotation, biological process: protein phosphorylation; brassinosteroid mediated signaling pathway. The record is from RefSeq and is a predicted model, not a curated record. Gene Ontology annotation, molecular function: protein kinase activity; ATP binding; protein binding. NCBI's taxonomy places the organism in Eukaryota, Viridiplantae, Streptophyta, Magnoliopsida, Brassicales, Brassicaceae.